CUUGGAUUUAUUUCAACUUCGUAGAACUUGAACAGGAUUUCAAUCAGCAACACUCUCUCCUUCAUCCCAGGACGCUGACACUCUUCCGAUAGUGAAAGAGUGUUCCAGGAUGACCCGAAAAUUAUGUCCGGCCACAUAGGACGACGACUGUACGCGAACAUAUGCAAACGAGCACAUCCCCUCAUCUUCCACGCAGAGCAAUCCUCCGCCUCUGCCUGGUCAGCUUUUAUUACUGGCGCGGCAAGACCAUCAAAUGCCGUCCAGGGCUUGUUUCGAGGAAAUUGGUCAAGGACGUUUCCAUACUCCUCUCCUAAAAAUGCUAAGCAGAUCACUCGACGCUUCGCAUCCGGCGGCUUCCUGGUCCUGGGUACAUCACCACCGUCCAAUGCGGUAGAAUCCGGCGCGUCAUGUGCUAUCUCCUCUUCGGAAAAGAUAAUAAUAUGUCAUCACGGAAGCGCGGGGUACGUGGAUAGACGCAGACUAGAGAGUUUGGCUAGAGGUGCUUGGAGAAGAAGUAUCCAUAUGUCCUCGAAGGGAAAUGAUGAUGUGCAACCGUCCACCAGCUCCACUCCCUCUCAAACCAUCAAUACCACACAGCGCCCGGCGACGCUGCCAUCCGAUGAAACUGAGACCUCUAAUCGGCCACUUGUGAAACCCUUUGAAUCCGAGUCUAAGUUGACGUCUGAACCCGCGCUAUUGUCGUCACACUCGAGCGGCAAGAGUGUCUAUGGAAAGGCGCUCGCUGGGGGUAGUUCUACAACGACCAACCAUUUCACCGACCGAUUGCCCCAUCGACCAACUAAGGAGGAAUUACUGGCCGCUGCGACGGGGUUUUGGUCGAGGCUAAAAGUGCGCUUUAAGUGGUUCUCUAUACGGAGCAUCCGGCCCUUCAAUAUAGAUGAUAUUGGUGCUUUCUUUUCUUGGAUUCUUCUUGGCCAUGUACUGUGGAUUAUUCUGGGAACCACGACGUUUUUUUCCUUGCUUAUAUUGGCCAUUAAUACGGUUUUCGCUCAAGAAACCUUGGCCAGAUGGAUUGGCAACUAUUUGACCAAAUCGUCGGGACUCACCGUUGUUUUCGAAUCUGCCAUCGUACCCAGAUGGAAAGAUGGCGUUAUCACGUUCAAAAACGUGUUCGUUUCAAGACGCCCUGGCCAAGGUGCUGGAAACGUGAGCAAAGGUUCAUCUAAAACCGCAGCUGAAACUGCUGCAGCUGCAGCGCUAAGGGAUAAGCUAUCGGACGUGGAGGAGGAGGAAGAUACGAACUAUACCCAGUUUGAUGUAUCGAUAAACACGGUCAACGUCACUCUAUCGUUUACCAAAUGGUUCAAUGGCAAAGGCCUCCUACGAGAUGUCGAGGUGAUUGGUGUUCGAGGCGUCGUCGACAGGACGCACGUGUGGUGGCCUGAGGGAUAUCUCGACCCCAAGUCAUACCGACACGAGCACAACCCAGGCGACUUCGAGAUCAACUCAUUUAAAAUGCAGGACCUCCUGGUUACAGUCUACCAGCCGGAUAAUUUCCGGCCGUUCUCUGUCUCUAUUUUCUCCUGUGACCUGCCGCAGCUCAGGCGCCAGUGGCUCUUUUACGAUUUCAUGUCCGCUAAUACGAUGUCUGGGUCCUUUGACAAUUCUAUAUUCACGAUCCAUCCCCGGCAAACACAUUCCUAUACGGGCGCACUGUUGAACGAUGGCAGAGAGGAAAAUGGCGAGGCAAGCCCGUGGAAAAAACAUAGUCGAAUCCGUAUUGAUGGACUUAAUAUCGAUCACCUGAAUCGUGGCGUUGAAGGCCCGUUCUCGUGGAUCCGUGAGGGUAAUGUCGAUAUCGUAGCCGACAUCAUGUUCCCAGCCGACAACGAUGAGAGCCUGGCAAAGGUGAUGUCAGACUUUUACGACCGCCUGGAAGCGACCGUUACAUCGAACCACUACCAACCACAUCCUAAUGGUUCUACGUCCCGUGGUGCAAUUGCAGUUCCCCAGGGCGAGAGUGGCGGCGUGGACGAUGCUGUUGCAGUUUCUCCAGAGGCCGUGGAAGAAGAUAAGCGAUUUGUCGUCACCGAUCUCCGUAUCCACCUUAAUAACGUUCGAGCUGUUGUUCCCAUCUUCACCAAGGAUCUUUCAUACGUUAACAACGCGCUCAUCCGGCCAAUCGUCGCGUACAUGAAUUCCAAGCGCACGUUUAUCCCUAUCCAGUGUCGACUUGUGAAGCGUGUUAGCGAUUUUGAUGGUAGUUGGACGAUUUACGAUAGUGGUUUGAUGGACGAUUUAUCGGCUGAAACAUACGAAGCUUUCGCACAAGAUGUCGUUGAUGAACAGGCUCGGAAACGGCGGUUUAAGAAAGUAGGGCUUUGGUCUCUACAACUUGCUGCCCAGGCGAUCUUCAUGGGCAUGGCAGGCAAUAUUGCAUAAUUUUCUAAGUGAUAAACUACCACCCAUCAGCCACCAACAGACAGCUUUACCAAGUAUGUAUAUAUAUAUGUUCCUUUAACGUCUGGGGUGUUUUGCUUUUUGUUCUGUUUCUUGGAGUUCUACUGGGGGACAGAGGAGAGAUUCCCUUGUUGCAAUUAUAUCCUUUCCUAUCUUUCUGUUCUUUUCUUUUUCCCAUUUCCCAAUGUAUAGGAGGAAUUGGCGGUGUUCGUGAUUUAAAAAGUUAACCUGGUCUACAUUCUCGUUAUUUCUUUCUGUUCAUGUUGCAGUGGUGGCUGCGACAGGUUUUUUUCUCUUCCUUUUAUCCACACCGGUCUUAUUACAAAACUAAUAUGUUUCUAUCCUCGGUUUUUUUAUCAACCGCACCGACAUUACAAGUGUUUUGUUUGCUUUCAGUUCCUGAUAUUUGUAUUAUUUCCAUUCUCAUUUUCCGAUUCUCGUACAUCACAUCCUCCACUCUAGACUGCUCUGUAUACAUAUACUGCUACCUGCCAUCUCUGUCUCCCUGUCUCUAUUUAAUGCUGUUGUUUUCCCUUUACUUCUCUCUCUCUCUCUUUUUUUUUUUUUUUUUUUUUUUUUUUUUUUUUUUUUUUUGCUUGCAACAAUCCCAAUCCCGCCUGUGGCAUUUCUUGUUUCUUGUCAGCGAGCAAAACUAAAGCCCGUCUAAGAUCUACAACCCAUGUUGGGCUAAAAUGGAAAUUAAUCCCCAAUUUCAUCUUUAUUUUCACCUUUUUGUUGGUCCAUGUUGGUACCGACAGCUCCAACCACUCACGUUCAAGGCGGGUAGUCAGAAGGGAGAGGGAAAAGGGAAGAAGUACAUAUCCAUUGCAUAUAGUAACAUAAUACUGUUUUAUUAUCAAUUGCCUUUACAUGGUGUGUCUUCUUUUGCUCUCACUACUGUUGAACUCGGGAGGCAAUAAAACUUGCAAGUAAGGUGGUGGAACCGGCGGGACCUCUCUGGUCUAUGCUCCCGCUCGUGUACAUUACAUGUACAUGUCAUAUAUUCAGCGUGCAGACACAUACGCCCGCGGACACAACGUCUCCGAAGCUCCCGCCCUAGUCACGACCGUUUGAUUAUAUGCCUUCGGUCAUGGAUGGACUUUUAUAGGCGAGUAUCUAGAUCAUUACUUUCUUCCUCUACUUCAAGCUCUCUCCACCUGGGCCAGACAGACUGUUGAAUUUUCGGUUCUAUGUUUUGCUUGUGGUCACGUCAUGCAUGUUGUUCUGGGUAACGGCAAUAUAAAGCCCUAGGACGAAAAGACCUGAGGAGUCGAAUUGAGCUUGUCCUGCUGGCUAUGGAACGCAGGAUUUUGAGUCUGCCGAUAUAUUGCAUAGAGAGCAAGGGAUCAGAGAAAGUCAGCGUUGCGAAUAGAACAGAUUUUAUCAAAUAGGAGAAAGCAAUAUGUUAUGGUUGUCCGCACAUGUUCUAUCAUGUUUUGCUUUAUCCUCCUUUCUUUGAGGAUGGAAUUUUCAUAGAUUCCUCCUACCAGUUACUUUGGAGCUUCAUUAUGCCGGAAAUCGCCUUGACCCCAAAUCUCAACAGCUAUCACCCCAAAAAGCGAUUUUAUGGUUUUCCCUCGUAAGGCAACUGAAGGGCUCCAAUGUAGCUGCUAAACGCGCUCGACGCGCAACGGGUUUCCUGAUUUCAGAUAGCUCACCGGAGCACAUCACAGAACUGUGGGGUGACAUGCUGUAAGAGGAUCACCAACAUCCCCAGGUUAUCUGUAGCUGUGAACUUCAACACUGACAGCAGUUUGAGCGGAAACACAGGAUUGUGAACCUAUUACCCAAGGGCGGUCUGAUUUCAAAUUUAUGCAAGAGCUUUAGCUCUAGACAUGCACCGUUGAGCAGCAGUGAUAUUUGCGGACACAUUCCCGGAUAUAGAGCGGCCAAUCACCAUAAUCCCGAAGAAGUAGAAUCCAG
Messenger RNA from Blastomyces gilchristii SLH14081, 4344 nucleotides. RefSeq names its product mitochondrion biogenesis protein. NCBI's taxonomy places the organism in Eukaryota, Fungi, Ascomycota, Eurotiomycetes, Onygenales, Ajellomycetaceae. The coding region runs from base 124 to 2403 and encodes 759 amino acids. Gene Ontology annotation, cellular component: mitochondrial inner membrane. The record is from RefSeq and is a predicted model, not a curated record. Gene Ontology annotation, biological process: mitochondrion inheritance. The transcript is spliced from 3 exons.